Molecule: messenger RNA, 6291 nt
Organism: Culex pipiens pallens (northern house mosquito)
Lineage: Eukaryota; Metazoa; Arthropoda; Insecta; Diptera; Culicidae
Gene: Sema5c
Product: semaphorin-5A
Exons: 11
Coding region: 1925-5308 (1127 amino acids)
Biological process (GO): axon guidance; positive regulation of cell migration; neural crest cell migration
Molecular function (GO): chemorepellent activity; semaphorin receptor binding
Source: RefSeq, a predicted model, not a curated record
GCCUACUCUCUGCGGUGAGAGCACGCGCUCGUUCGUUCGUUCGUUGAGCCUUCUUUUGAUCGUGUUUACCGCGUUCGUCGUCGUCGCGAUCGUGAUUUUUUCUUUUGUUCAUUUCGAUGCAAAAAGUGCAACCGGGCACACAAGUCGCGCGCGGGGGCUUGUCAAGGCUUGUUCGUUUUUUCGAACGUGGUGUGAAUUAUUAAUUAACACCGCACGGUGAGGGAAGAAAGUGCAUAUUUGUUUUGAUUUAUUUUUAAGACGCGGAUUCGUUUUAUUUUUCGUGAGUUGUUCAUCUUCCUGACGUUGCUUUGAUCGUGCUUCGGUGAUCUCUUCAACCGGGUUGUCUAGCAACGAUCGAUGCGUUGUCCAGAUGUGAACUAAUUUUAAAGUAGCAGAGUCUUGAGACGCUCACCGGGAGACCUCUUCGGCGUCGCCGUCUGCAUCGCGCCUACUUCGACUGAUCAUCGGCUAAGCCGGUUUUGGUUGAAUAAUAUUAUUACACCGGAUGGGAAGGCAGCAUAAGCUCGCGAGCGCUGACGAGCUCGGCUCACGAGAGGGGUUCGAUGUGAGAGAGCGAUAAGAUAAUCUGUGUGUGAUAAGAGUCGCUCGGCAAAAAAAGUUGACCGGAAAACCGUUUUUUACAGUAUUUUAUCGCAAAAAUCGAAGAAAAAAGGUGGCAAGCCAACUUGCCUGAAUGUUUACAUAAAAAAUCAAUUCGUAACGAAUCCGCAGCUUUCUGUGUUGAAGUUAAGUGUUGUGUUUAAACAAGCAAAAAGAAAAAAAAAACGAGCCAAGUGUUUCAAGCUCUCAGUAUCAAUAAAACGCGAAGAGAGCAAAACAAAGUCGUCGAGGGCCUGUUAUCUUGAAACAGCGUGAAUAGUGUGUAGUGUUUGAGAAUGAAACGGUGAAGAAACGCGAAGUGAGGAAGAAAGAACGAAUCGCUCGUGAGUGAUUCGAGAGAAAAAAAUCAAAUCGAAUCGAUGAGGAUUCUGGAGAGCGGUCGUGCCAAUUUCGUGGCUUACGAAACGUGACAAAAUUUUAAACAAACAAAAGAUUUUGACCAACGGAACGAGUUUGGUUGAGUCGAAUUGGCGGAGUUGGUUUUGUUUAUGUUUACGUCUGGUGAUUGCGGAGAGGAUAUUCGGCGUUGCGAGUUGGAAACAGCAUCCAGCAGUGGGGACUUUGUAACUCAAACAAAACUCUGAUUGCGCUGCAGAACAAAAGUCGCACGACUUUUCGAUAUCAGUUACUUCCCAACAGCGGAAACAACCCCCUUCAAAGUCCUGCCCUAUCAACUCUGCGACUCCCAGCAUCAUCACAUUGCAGUUUGAGCUGUUAUGUAAAGUGGCAGUAAUAGGUCUUCGCAUUAAAUCGUUAUUAAAUCAUCGAAUCCAAUCGGUCAGCCAGAGAGUGGAGCAAAAUCGUGAUUCGUGGCCAAACCGAGUUCAAACCCGAGAGGUUCAGUUUAGCAAAAAUUGUUGCGUGAUAAAUAGCUGGUCGCUUGUGAAACUUUGCCUUCAGAAACCGAGGCAAGGCCCUUUUGAAGGCAAGAAGUAGUCGUCGGGUGUGGAAAGAUGAAAUUAGUCGUGUGAGUUAUGGUUGCAAAUUAUAAAUAAUAAAUAAAUUGAGGUGUAAUAAAGCAAUAAUAGUAAAUCUUGCCCGGCCAGCAGAGUCGGCCCGAGUGGCCUUUGAAGAGAGAGAGCGGGAGGAGUGCAGAAAAAUAGAAGGAAUUAGUGGCUGAAGGCUGGUGUGUUAUUGUUUCAUGGAACCACGAGCCACGUGAAGAGUUGCUGAAAACGGUGCAGAUUGGCUGGUUGGUUCGCGUUAAGUGGCAACUUUCUUACAGAGUUGAGACCAUGGAGUGAGGAAAAAACGAAGAAUUUUGUUUAGUUCUGAAAGACAGAAAGCUUCGAGCUUUGUCAAGAUGGGAGCAGAAAAUAAAAGGAUGCCACUACACAGGCAGCAACACAGGAUAAGUCGGUCCCCGAUUUCGUCGAAGGCGAUAAUGGCCUCCAUAAUCCUUGGAAUGAUUCUUGGAGUGGCCACUGCCAGUGCUGACGUGGCCGAAAACGACUUCAGAUACAUUUCUUAUCACGAUUUGCUGCCAACGUCGGAUCGGUUCACCGAUGUCAACGUUACGUCAUUCUCGCGGCUGCUGUUCGACGUCGCACGGGACCAGGUCAUCGUCGGUGCAAGGGACAACCUGUACCGCCUGUCGCUGCACCUGGACGUGCGGGAACGGUCCACGUGGGAGGUUACUCCGGCGAUGCGCACCAUGUGCCAGGACAAGGGCCAGUCGGAGGAGUCGUGCCGCAACUACAUCAUGGUGCUGGAGGCGCACGGCAAUCGGGUGUACGCGUGCGGAACGUACGCCUUCAGUCCGGCCUGCUCGUGGCGCCAGAUGGAGAACCUGACGGUGACCCGGUACGACAAGGGCGUCGCCAAGUGCCCGUUCAGCCCGGCGGCCAACAAUACGGCGCUGAUGUCCGACAGCGGCCGGUUGUUUGUGGGCACGACGACGGACUUUUCCGGCUCGGAUCCGGCCAUCAUUCGGGCGGAUGUGAGUCAGGAGAGUGCCCGGAUGCUGAGGACGAACCAGUACAACUCCAAGUGGCUGAAUGAUCCGCAGUUUGUGGGGAGCUUUGAGAAGGGAGAGUUUGUGUACUUUUUGUUUCGGGAGGCGGCCGUGGAGUACAUCAACUGCGGGAAAAUUGUGUACUCGAGGAUUGCGAGGAUCUGUAAGAACGAUCCGGGCGGGACGCAGAUCUUGAAGGACAACUGGACGUCGUUCGUGAAGGCGCGGUUGAACUGUUCGCUGCCGGGGGAUUAUCCGUUUUACUUCAACGAGAUCCAGGGGAUGGUGUACUCGCAGGAGGAGGGAGUGCUGUAUGCGACCUUUACGACGCCGGAAAACAGCAUCCACGGCUCGGCGAUCUGCGCGUACAACAUGUCCGCCAUCCACGCGGCCUUCUCCGGGGCGUUCAAGUACCAGGACUCGCUCGGGUCUGCUUGGCACCGUCAGGACGCCCAACACCGCGACCAUUACGAGUGCAACGCCGGUCCAACGGCUCGCCACGUUUCGCUGCUGGACUCGUCCAAGUACCAGCUGAUGGACCAGGCGGUGCAGCCGAUCACCGGUCAACCGCUGCAUCACACCCAGCUGGAACGGUUCGGGCAUGUGGCGAUCGAUGUGAUUCCGACGAAGCUGCACGAGCGGGUUCACGUGAUUUACGUGGCUACGGACGCGGGGUUGAUUAAGAAGAUUUCGGUGCUGCCGCGGACGAAGAGCACGUGCGUGGUGGAGAUUUGGCGACCGGAAUUAUCGAGGGAGUCGAGGAUUCGGACGAUUCAGUAUGUUAAGGAGACGGAUUCGCUGUAUGUGGGGACGGACACGGCGUUGAGUCGGAUAUCUUCGCAGCACUGCAAUCGGCACUUGUCCAGGGUGAGCUGUUUGAACUCGAUGGAUCCUUAUUGUGGGUGGAAUGAGCUGCAGGAGGCUUGUACGAUCGCGCCGAACGGGGACACGCUGGCAAAGUACUGGAUCCAGAACGCUACCGAGUGUCCGGUGUUGACGGCUCCUGUGGACGGGGGUUGGUCAGCUUGGUCGGAGUGGGGACGCUGCGCUCAGGCUAGUGGAGGGCAAGCGCUGGGAGCGGGGGAUGAUUUUGGUGCCAACAUGGACUCGUGCCAGUGCAGGACACGAACCUGCGACAAUCCGUCGCCGAAGAAUGGUGGUAGGUCGUGCACUGGGAUGAACAUCGCCGUUACGAACUGUACCGUGCACGGAGGUUGGACCGACUGGAGCGCUUGGUCGGCUUGCUCGCAGACUUGCGGAAUGGCCGUCAAGACUAGGAGGAGAACUUGUGGGAAUCCAAAACCGGCUCAUGGAGGUCGGGUUUGUGUGGGACCGGAUCGUGCCGAGAUCUACUGCUCGCAUCUUCCACCCUGUCCAGCCCCGAAGCAACCCCCGAUCGACGGAGCUUGGGGCCCGUGGGGUGUCUGGGGAGAGUGCAGCGCUCUCUGUGGAGGAGGCUACCGAAUCCGGCGCCGCAAAUGUGACGAUCCCGUCCCACAAAAUGGCGGCAUGGAGUGCCCCGGAUGUCACCUGGACUACGAAGUUUGCAACACUCACGCCUGUCCGGACGUGAAGCGGGCCGGCGCUUGGACGCCCUGGCUCACAGUCUCCAACGGAACGCUCCCCAACGGAGGCUACAUCGAGAAGCGGUUCCGGUUUACGUGCAAAGCCCCCAUCGCGGACUCUGCCCUGCUGAAAAUAAGCCCCAAGGAGGAAACCCGCGUCUGCCUGCCGGACGGAUCGUGUCAGCGAUCCAGCGAUUCGGCCCACUCGGGAAGUGGCGCGGGAACCGAAAGCGAGGACGGCUGGAGCGAGUGGGGCUCGUGGAGCAGCUGCAGCGCCUCGUGCGGCGGCGGCCAACAGUACCGGGUGCGAACCUGCGACAAGAGCGACUGCGAGGGAGCCAACAAAAUGGCGCGCGCCUGCAAUACACAGCCCUGCAAAGGUGAAUGGGGCUGCUGGAGCGAUUGGUCGCCGUGCUCGGUGACUUGCGGACUCGGAACGCGAACCCGCUCGCGCCAGUGCCUUUCGAUGUCGGGCAACGUGAUCUUCGGGAACGAUUGCGAGGGCCAGAGCACGCAGUACGAUACGUGCGAGAUGCCGAGUUGUGAUUCAUUCCUAGGUUGGGGCGAGUGGACCGAGUGGUCGCCGUGCAACACCGAUGGCGAGAAGGUGCGGACGCGCCAGUGCCUGAUCCCGACGCCGGACCAGAAGAUGUGCCAGGGCAGCGAUCGCGAGCUUCGCAAGUGCCAAGUGGAAAUGAGUAAUGAAAUUCCUCACGCCCUGACGGCCGGUGCCUCGUCGGUCACGACCAUCGUCAUCAGCGUCUUGCUCGUUGUUAUUGGCUGCUGCACGGCCAGCGUCUUCGCGACCAUGCACAUGAUGAAGAAGAAAGCCAAGGGAAUCAAGGCGAUCCAGGGUUCACCGUGUUACGGAUCUUACCCCAACCAGUACUCGUCGCUGCCCACCAAGGAUUACACCGACAGCCAAAAGCCCAAACGACAGUCCUCCUUCAACGGGCGCAAUGACGCCGGCGGCUCGAAGCUGCUCGCGAACGGCCACACCACGCUGACCAAGUCGAACAACGUGAACGGUGCCGUCGGCAACAACACGCCCAAGGUGCUGGCCAAGUCGUUCAACGACACCGACACCGCCACCAUCAAGCGGAACUCGCACGGACUCAACAACAUCCGGCACGCGCGCCAGCUCGAGAUGGAGGAGGAAAAGUACUGACCCGAGGCCGGGGCCGGUUCCGGCGGCGAACCAGCUUGCAUGCAAUCUUGCGUAGUAGAAUCAGUGUAAAAUUUCUUGUUGAUUUUGUGGAAUGUUCUCGUUGUUUUUAAAACUCGUUUUGCAUGUUUAAACAUUUUUUUUUUCGAAUUUAAAGUCAAAUUCAGUGUUCAAAAAUUGUGAUCUCAACUGCCACAGAGAAAAAUAAGGAAGAAACUCGUGAAAUUUCGAGCGUUAUGAAAUUUCCUCACGAAGCAACGAACUUGCGUGCAAGUCGCAAUUGAAUUUGAGUGUGCAUUGGAAACGAACUUCGCGAACACACCUUUACUGUACAUAACCUCAAAAAGGACAAUUUGAACGAAGAAAAAACAAGAUAGAACAAUUUCGAGAUGAUUCAAUUAGAGCAAGGCUGAUUUUAGUGUUUAAAAGUGAAUUUUAACAAUAAAUGCUUCUAAUUGCGCGCGAACUUAACCGAGGGGCUACAAAUGUUUAACCAAAUCAGUUGCUUUCCAGCAAAACAUUUUACACACAACAAACAAGCAUUACUUACUCAUUUCAUUAAUCAUGUUCACAACUUUAAAAAAUAAAGAAGCAAAGAUUGAGUGGUGUAGCUAACAAAGCUCGUGCGAAUAAAAAAGAAGAAGCUAAUCAUUAAUUCAAGAAUAGUGCGUUAAAUCCAAAUCUGUGCCAUUAGGGUUAGAGGAGCGAGCGAGAUCGGAAUUAAAGAAGCAAUUUUUAGAGACAGUUUACAAAAAAAAAACAAGCAAUUGGAAUAAAUUUUAUAGAAUUUUAAGCGAAGUGAGCAAAGUUAAAAAAAACAUUGUGGGAUUUCAAACCUCUCUGCGGUGAGCACGUAGCUCAAAUUGAGCGCAAAUUUUAACAAUCGGUUUAGUAUUUUAGGGGGACAGAGAAGCAAGGAAGUUUCCGCGAUUUUUAAGUGAUAAGACAAAACAAAACAAAAAUAGCAAGACUUGAAAGAAAAGACA